Aureobasidium melanogenum CBS 110374 is the source of this 297-nucleotide messenger RNA. RefSeq lists its product as uncharacterized. The coding region runs from base 1 to 297 and encodes 98 amino acids. Gene Ontology annotation, cellular component: mitochondrial large ribosomal subunit. Gene Ontology annotation, molecular function: structural constituent of ribosome. The record is from RefSeq and is a predicted model, not a curated record. Lineage: Eukaryota; Fungi; Ascomycota; Dothideomycetes; Dothideales; Saccotheciaceae. The transcript has 2 exons.
AUGAUUACUCGCUUUCUGACAUCCGUUUCGACCGCUUUCUCUCCAUUCAACCCCAAGUCUGGCAAGACGGCUCGCAACUUCCUCGCCCUUCUUCCGCCCAAUGCCCGCUCCACCAUGAAGAUCGAUAUCAAGCAACUGUCCAAAGCCGAUGCCAACAAGCCUGCCCUCUUGGCUCUUAAAUUCAAGGAUGGCAAAGAGAUGAACCUCGACUUGGACACAUUGAAGAUUAAGGAUAUCAUGACAGAGGUUGACAGACACUCGCGCAUGCUCGGCAGAAAGGAAGAGCUGGCCGGUUGA